AUGGCAGAUGACUGCAAUGAAUAUUUAGAAGAUUUUGUCUAUGAAUUAUGUAUCUUAAAUUAUGUUGGAACUAUAAUUAAAGGUAAUAAUAUUAAUGUAAUGCUCAAAGCUAUCUUAUGUGAUUCUCCAGCUAAAGCAUAUGUUCUCAAUAUACAUCACCACACUGCUAAAAAUUCUUGUUUAAGAUGUCAUGAUAUAGGCAAAUAUGAAAACAAACGUGUUUAUUUCCCUGAUUCGUCUGCUUCUAUGAGAAAUUAUACUGAAUUUAUAUCUUAUUCUGAUAAAUAUUUUCAUUGUGGUGAAACAAUUCUGACAAACAUUCCUAAAUUUGACUAG
This is a messenger RNA of Macrosiphum euphorbiae (potato aphid), 336 nucleotides long. The record is from the annotation of a GenBank genome assembly. Lineage: Eukaryota; Metazoa; Arthropoda; Insecta; Hemiptera; Aphididae.